Molecule: messenger RNA, 859 nt
Organism: Lotus japonicus
Lineage: Eukaryota; Viridiplantae; Streptophyta; Magnoliopsida; Fabales; Fabaceae
Product: reticulon-like protein B14
Exons: 5
Coding region: 129-734 (201 amino acids)
Source: RefSeq, a predicted model, not a curated record
UAGAACCACAAUAUCCUUGGUUCAUUUAUAGGCUUCACAAUCAAUGCUAGCAAAUUAGUUCAGGAAAAUCAUCUAAUAUUACGUAGUUUCAGACUUUACUUGCAGUCAUAGUCUUCAAAUUGAUAGCCAUGCCAAUUUUAUUUGACCGCCACAGACUGCAUGCUAUUUUUGGCGGUGGAAAGGUUGCUGAAAUAAUGCUAUGGGAGGACAAAAAGUUAUCAGCUGCGGUCCUAGCUGGGUUCUCCAUCAUUUGGUUUCUCUUUGAAGUGGUGGAAUACCAUUUUAUUACUCUACUCUGUCACAUCCUUAUAGCCAUUAUGCUCAUUCUCUUUGUUUGGUAUCAAGCAGCAGGACUCAUCAUAUGGAACACUCCCAGUAUCCAUGAUCUUGAAAUCCCAGAAUCUACCUUAAGAUUCUUCUGUGAAAAACUCAGCUGGUUGUUGAAGAAAUUUUAUGAUAUUUCAACCGGGAAAGAUAUGACACUAUUCGUUGUGACAAUCACCAGUCUCUGGAUCAUGUCAGCAAUUGGGGCUUAUGUCAGCACUUUGAAUCUUUUAUAUUUCAUGUUUCUCUGCAUGGUGACCCUGCCUAUUAUGUACGAGCGUUAUGAAUCUGAGGUGGAUUAUAUAGCAAGCAAAGGAAACCAAGACGUGAAGAGAUUGUUCAAGACAUUGGAUUCUAAAUUUCUCAAUAAGAUUCCUAAGGGACCAGUUAAAGAAAAGAGAUUCAGAUGAAGUUCAGCAAAAAUUGUAUAUUUCAUGCUAAGUAUGUAAAUGUAAAUAAUUCUUACACAAUUCUAAAUUGCAUGUCAUCUAGAGCUUGCCAUAACAUGUUUCAAUAAAAUGGGACCAUUGGAGUA